GUACAUAAGGACCAGGAAGAGACGUAUGGAAAUGGGAUUGAGUGAGUGGGGGAGGGUCGUCUAUUUAUGAGGUGCUCUAGGAGUAUCAGAAGCUAGGCUUGGAUAACAACAGAAAGGAAAUGAGGGAUCCUUUGGUUAACCCUCGGUCAUCUGGGACUUUCUUGCUCCUGGACCCAAUGGGACAUCUCAGGCCCUCCUGAAAGUCUCCUACCAUCAGUUUCUUGCCAUCAGUGGAGCAAGAAAAAGGUGUUCUCUCGUGUCUGGGGUUGCCCUGGGAAUGACAGUGGGCAGACCAGCCCUGCAGCUGUUCCAGACAAAUCCCUGUGAUCACUGAUAUGUGACCUCUCAUGGAGGAGUAACACAAUGGGCGAGGGUCCCGGUGGGACAUGGACCAGUGCCGGGACAGAGUGUGGGGCCAACAGGAGGGUUCUGGGCUCGAAGGGCCUGCCGUACUCUCCACGUGACCUCAGACAACCCCCUUCCCCACCGUGUAUCUUGAUUUCCUCAUCUGUGAACUGAGGGAAGUGUGGACCAUCUGCAUGGUUCUCAGCACACCCUCUGUAUCUCUGUCUGGCUUGUGCCUAAUCCCCACGCCUCUUGUCACCCCACACAGGCACCUUCCUGUCCACAGUUCAGUCUUCUCCCCAAGGAAUGUAGUGUUCCUGCUGCUUCUGUCUCUCUCUUUGGAGGAGACAUCUUCAUCGCCAAUGAAAAGAGUCAAAGAGAAACCAGGAGUGUGCCCCCAUGAGAGGAUCACCUGUGAAACUAAAGUUCCAGAUUGGUGCCAAACUGAUGGGCACUGCGUGGAACAGAUGAAGUGCUGCUCAUUUGCCUGUGGGAAGAAGUGCAUGGAUCCACUCCAAGAACCCUGCAUGCUACCCUCAGACCAAGGAAACUGUAACAGUAAUAUCAUGCACUGGUAUUUUGACAAUAAACAUCACCUCUGCAAACCCUUUACCUAUGGAGGCUGCUAUGGGAAUGCUAACAACUUCAUCAGCAAGGAACACUGCAUAAUGGCUUGCACAUUAAUUGUCAAGAAAGGACAUUGCCCACUCUUCCCUUUCAAGAACCGUAUGGAGUGUUCAUCUCUGUGUAAGAGUGACAUCGAUUGCCCCCAAAGUGACAAAUGUUGUGAAUCCAUGUGUGGCUUUGUUUGUGCCAUGGCCUGGACAGCCAAAUCAGGUUUCUGCCCACACAAGCCUGUGGUGUGUUCCACAUUUGAUAGACCCAAGUGCCUUCAGGAUAAUGAUUGCCCAGUGUCACAGAAGUGCUGUUCACAUUGUGGAUUGAAGUGCCUGGAACCUCAAAAAUGAAUAGUAAGUGGAAACCUUGCCAAGCUGUCUUAAGAAGUAUAACAAUAUUUUAUUCCAUUGAUCUAUGUGUCUGUUUUUGUGCCAGUACCAUACUGUCUUGAUGAUUACAGCUUUGUAAUACAGCUUGAAGUCUGGAACUGCGAUGCCUCCAGCUUUGGUUUUCUUCAAUAAUACUUUGGAUAUUUGGGGUCUUUUCUUGUUCCAUACAAAUUUUAGAAUUGUUUGUUCUACCUCUGUGAAGAAUGCUGAUGUUAUUUUGAUAGAGAUUGCAUUGAAUAUGUUGAUUGCUUUGGGUAGUAUUGACAAUUUAAUAAUAUUUGUUCUUCCAACUCAAGAGCAUGGAAUGUUUUCCUAUUUAUUUUGCAUCUUCAAUUUCUUUCAUAAGCUUUCUAGUUUUUCACGUAUAGAUCUUUUACCUCUUAGGUUUAUUCCUAGGUAUUUUAUGGGUUUUGGUGCAACUGUAAAUGGGAUUGAUUCCUAGAUUUCUCUUUCUGCUGCUUCAUUAUUGGUGUAUAUAAAUGCAACUGAUUUUUGUGUGUUGAUUUUAUAUCCUACAACUUUGCUGAAUUCAUGUAAUCAGUUCUAGCAGUUUUUUGGUGGAGUCUUUGGGUUUUCCAUGUAGAGUAUCAUGUUGUCUGUGAAAAAUGAAGGUUUGACUUCCUCCUUGCUAAUUUGGAUGCCUUUUGUUUCUUUUUGUUGUUUGUUGCUGAGGCUAGGACUUCCAACACUAUGUUGAAUAACAGUGGUGGGAAUGGACAUCCUCGUCAUGUUCCUGACCUUAGGGGAAAGCUCUCCCUUUCCCCCCAUUGAGGGUGAUAUUAACUGUGGGUCUUUCAUUUAUGGCCUUUAUGAUCUUGAUGUAUGUUCCUUCUAUCCCUACUUUCUUGAGGGUUUUUAUCAAGAAAGGAUGCUCUAUCUUGUCAAAUGCUUUUUCUGUAUCUAUUGAGAGGAUCAUGUAGUCCUUAUCCUUUCUUUUAUUAAUGUGAUGUAUCACAUUGAUUGAUUUGUGGAUACUGCACCAGCCCUGAAUCCCAGGAAUAAAUCCCACUUUAUUGUGGUGAAUAAUUCUUUUAAUGUAUUAUUGGACCUGGUUUGGUAAUAUCUUGUUGGGAAUUUUUGCAUCCAGAAAUGGACCCACAAAUAUCUGGCCAACUAAUCUUUGACAAAACAGGAAAGAAUAUCCAAUGGAAAAAAGACAGUCUCUUCAGCAAAUGGUGUUGGGACAACUGGACAGACGUGCAGAAGAAUGAACCUGGACCACUUUCUUAUACCAUACACAAAAAUAAACUCAAAUGGAUGAAAGACCUAAAUUUAAGACAGGAAACCAUCAAAAUCCUAGAGGAGAACACAGGCAGCAAAUUCUUUGACCUCAGCCGCAGCAACUUCUUACUUGAAAUGUCUUCAGAGGCAAGGGAAACAAAAGCAAAAAUGAACUAUUGGUGCCUCAUCAAGAUAAAAAGCUUCUGCACAGUGAAGGAAACAAUCAGCAAAACUAUAAGGCAACUGACAGAAUGGGAGAAGAUAUUUGCAAAAGACAUAUCAGGUAAAGGGUUAGUAUCCAAAAUCUAUAAAGAAAUUACCAAACUCAACACCCCUCCCCCCAAAAAACAAAUAAUCCAGCUAAGACAUGGGCAGAAGACAUGAGUAGACACUUUUCCAAACAAGACAUUCAGGGGCACUUGGGUGGCUUGGUUGGUUGAGCGUCCAACUUCGGCUCAGGUUAUGAUCUCACAGCUCUUGAGUUCGAGUCCCGCGUCAGGCUCUGUGCUGACAGCUCAGAGCCUGGAGCCUGCUUCUGCUUCUGUGUCUCCCUCUCUCUCUGCCCCUAACCCACUCGCAUUCUGUCUCUGUCUCUCUCAAAAAUAAAUCAACGUUAAAAAAUUUUUUAAGAAGACAUUCAAAUGGCUAACAGACACAUAAAAAGAUGCUCAACAUCACUCAUCACCAGAGAAAUACAAAUCAAAACCACAAUGAGAUGCCACCUCACGCCAGUCAGAAUGGCUAACAUUAACAACUCAGAAAACAACCAUGUUGGUGAGAAUGUUAAGAAAGGGGAACUCCUUUGCACUGCUGAUGGGAAUGCAAACUGGUGCAGCCACUCUGGAAAAUAAUAUGGGGGUUCCUCAAAAAGUUAAAAAUAGAACUACCCUACAACCUAACAAUUGCACUGCUAGGUAUUUAUCCAAAGGAUACAAAAGUGCUGAUUCUAAGGAGCACAUGCACCCUAAUGUUUAUAGCAGCACUAUCAACAAUAGCCAAAUUAUGAAAAGAGCCCAAAUGUCCACCAACUGAUGAAUGGAUAAAGAAGAUGUGGUAUACAUAGAUACACAUACAAGUGGUGUGUGUACACACACACACACACUGUAAUAUUACUUGGUGAUCAAAAAGAAUGAAAUAUUGCCAUUUGCAACAAUGUGAUGGAACUAGAGUGUAUUAAUCUAAGUGAAAUAAGUCAGAAAAAGAUAUCAUAUGAUUUCACUCAUAUGUGGAAUUUAAGAAACAAAAGGGAUGAACAUAGAGGAAGGGAAGCAAAAAUAAGAUUGAAAAAAAGAGAGGGGAAACAAACCAUAAAAAACUCUUAAAUACAGAAAAGAAACUGAGGGUUGCUGGAGGGAUGUUGGGUAGGCGGAUGGGCUAAAUGGGUGAUGGACUUUAAGGAGAGCACUUGCUGGGAUGAGCUCUGGGUGUUACAUGUAAGUGAUGAAUCACUAAAUUCUAUUCAUGAAAUCAUUAUUAGACUACAUGUUAACUAACUUGGACUUAAAUAAAAAACAAAAAAAUAAAUAAAUGAGGUUGGAUUAAAAUAUGAAGAAUGGAUUCAGAAAUAUCAUUUGUGAAGCAAAAACAAUAGUAUAUUUAGAAGCAAUGAAAUGGAAAAAAAACACGACAGGUUCUAAGAAAAUAUUCUUGAUUAAAACAAAGCAUUUGAGACAAUUUUAAAAAUUGUUGUUGGGAAAAAAAAGUAUAACAAUAUUUAAUGAGUUUACUUAUAUUUUAUAUAUAAUCAUAUCUGAAAAUGAUGAGUAAUUUGACUCUCAUUUCCCAAUGUCAUGACUUUGUUUUCUUGUCUUUUUGUAUCAUGUAGAGCCUCUGAAAUAAUGUUGAAAAU
Molecule: messenger RNA, 4422 nt
Organism: Acinonyx jubatus (cheetah)
Lineage: Eukaryota; Metazoa; Chordata; Mammalia; Carnivora; Felidae
Gene: WFDC8
Product: WAP four-disulfide core domain 8
Exons: 5
Coding region: 540-1313 (257 amino acids)
Cellular component (GO): extracellular region
Molecular function (GO): serine-type endopeptidase inhibitor activity
Source: RefSeq, a predicted model, not a curated record